AUUCUUAUUCCGGCACCCGGUUCUCGAUCGAUCCAAGUACCAGGGAAAGUCGACAUGUCAUGUCUUGCAGCUCGACUAUCCAUCGUACCAGGCCAUUCUACUCAUUACACGCAUGACUGGCACAACCGACACCCGAUGAUCGCACCAGCCUGUGCGUCGUCGGCAGCCGCCACACUCAUCACGCCAGACAAACGCUAUCGAUCAGAAAAGUCCUCAGGCCGCGGUUCCGUAUCGGGAUCUAUCGGCAACGAUAACUGCUCGGUCAAGCCAUUUGACACCGGUACGGCACGCAGAGCCCAGCCGACCGACUGCGAGCGAUGCUGCUUGAGUUACGUCGAGAUUCACAUCAUUGGUCUUGGUUCAGCGCCGGACUUGUUGCAUGGUACAGAGACAUGGGCUUGAUGCAUCAUACGGUAGCAGCGCCGCCGUCUCUCCAUAUAGCCUGGAGGGAUGGUGAUUGCUUCUGACUACUGGAGGGCACGGGAAGAGGCGCUAUGGCGCUUGGAGCAGAGGGUUGUCAGAUGCAGGGAAGACACAGGUUCUUCUUGGUCCUGAGCUUUAGUGUACCGACAUCUUGUGGCGUUGGUGUGUCUGUGUCCGUGUCGGGCGGCCAGAUGAUGAUCCGGCCAUGUCAGGUCAACGCUUGGUGGCGCUAUCACUAUCUUUCUACCACUACCCAUGGCCGAGGCCAGCCAAAGCAAGUACGGAAAGGUUACUUUUUGUCU
Messenger RNA from Bipolaris maydis ATCC 48331, 725 nucleotides. NCBI's taxonomy places the organism in Eukaryota, Fungi, Ascomycota, Dothideomycetes, Pleosporales, Pleosporaceae. The record is from RefSeq and is a predicted model, not a curated record.